Messenger RNA from Adineta steineri, 311 nucleotides. The record is from the annotation of a GenBank genome assembly. Lineage: Eukaryota; Metazoa; Rotifera; Eurotatoria; Adinetida; Adinetidae.
AUAUUCAUCUAAAAUAUCCUACAUCUUAUUUUUUUUAAGGUGCUGGACAAUUAACGGUUAAAAUUCGUGGUCCAAAAGGUGCUUUUCGUGUUGAAAUGCAACGUGAACAUUUACAAGAUCGUACAAUAAUAUGUCGAUAUAAUCCAACUGAACCCGGCGAUUAUCUAAUUUCUGUUAAAUGGAGUGAUGAACAUGUUUAUGGUUCACCAUUUCAUACACAUAUAUUUGAACGACAAGAAGAAUUAGAUAGAUUUUUACAUGAACAAAAUGCUUAUCGUCUAGCACAACAACAAUGGAGAGAUGAAGUUUAA